Solanum verrucosum is the source of this 1596-nucleotide messenger RNA. RefSeq lists its product as uncharacterized. The transcript has 6 exons. Gene Ontology annotation, molecular function: nucleic acid binding. NCBI's taxonomy places the organism in Eukaryota, Viridiplantae, Streptophyta, Magnoliopsida, Solanales, Solanaceae. The record is from RefSeq and is a predicted model, not a curated record. The coding region runs from base 1 to 1596 and encodes 531 amino acids.
AUGGCUUUUGAACAAGGGGGAGAUGGUGUAUUGAGGUAUCAAGGUAGGUUGUGUGUACCAAGGGUGGAUGAACUCCAAGAGAGGAUCAUGGAGGAAGCUCAUAGCUCCAGAUAUUUUAUCCAUCCGGGUUCCACAAAGAUGUAUCGUGACUUGAGAGAAGUAUAUUGGUGGAAUAGUAUGAAGAAAGGUAUUGUUGAGUUUGUUGCUAAAUGUCCGAACUGUCAACAAGUUAAAACAGAUGGUCAAGCAGAGAGCACUAUUCAGACUUUAGAAGAUAUGUUGAGGGAAUGCGUGAUUGAUUUUAAGGGUAAUUGGGAUAAUCACCUACCUCUCAUUGAGUUUGCUUACAACAAUAGUUACCAUUGUAGUAUCCAGAUGGCUCCUUAUAAAGCUCUUUAUGGGAGAAGAUGCAGAUCUCCUAUUGGAUGGUUUGAAGUUGGUGAAGCUGGGUUUAUAGGACCAAACUUAGUUCAUCAAGCUAUGGAGAAGGUGAAAGUUAUUCAAGAGAGGUUCAAAACAACACAGAGUCGUCAAAAAUCCUAUAUAGAUGUUAGGAGAAGAGACUUAGAGUUUGAAGUAGAUGAUUGGGUUUACUUGAAGGUUUCACCCAUGAAGGGUGUUAUAAGGUUUGGUAAAAAGAGGAAACUUAGUCCCCAGUAUAUUGGCUCUUAUGGAAUAUCCAAAAGGAUUGGUAAUAAGUGCAUGGGAGAUCCUUCAUUGAUUAUACCAACGGAAGAUAUUGGUAUCAAGGAUAACUUACCUUAUAAGGAGAUUCCUGUUCAUAUUCUAGACUGCCAAGUUCGCAAGUUGAGAACUAAAGAAGUAGCAUCAGUCAAAGUUCUUUGGAGAAAUCAGUUUGUUGAGGAAGCUACUUGGGAAGAAGAAGAGGAUAUGAAGAAGAGAUACCCACAUCUCUUCGAAUCCGGAAUGGUUAACACUUGCUUCAACGGUGUCAGGCCUGUAGCUCCCGUCAAUGAGCCCGCUGAGGAGUCCGCAACAAAAGGUCGCGGUCAAGGCAGGGAUAGAGAAAGAGCAAGGGAGAUACAGGAGAAUAUAGAGGUUGAGAAUGAAGAGGAUAUUGGACAAGAGGAAGUGGUGCAGGCUGAGACUACAGGUAUUCCUCACUUAGACCCAGUGUUAGCUCAACAGAUUAUGUCUUUCCUGAAAGGAUUGAUUGGUCCUGGAAUUCUUCCCACAAUUCAAGCUACUCAAACUCCCGCCAAUCCCCCUAUUGCUAUUACUGCCCCCAAGGUGGAUGGAACUGCAGGUAAUGGCAUAUUUUUCCAUCAUUUGUUGGGUACUGUGAUGACUGGUAAUCAACAUGAAAUGUUGACUAAGUUUCUGAAACUGAAGUCGCCCAUGUUUCAUGGUCCUGAGAGUGAGGAUGCCUAUGAGUUCAUCUUGGAUUGUUAUGAGAGGCUGCAUAAGUUGGGAAAAAGUUUUAAUGAGGUGACUAACUUUGUGAAGAAAGUAGAAGGAGUUAGACGUGAUAGGCAGGCUAAGGUGUUUGCUAAGAAAGCCAAGAGCACAGGUAACUUUCAGGGUUCUUACUCCAGAGGUUCAGGUAGGCCGACGCUUGCAGCCCAGCCGAUUUAG